Apodemus sylvaticus (European woodmouse) is the source of this 5991-nucleotide messenger RNA. RefSeq names its product C-type lectin domain family 1 member A (gene Clec1a). Lineage: Eukaryota; Metazoa; Chordata; Mammalia; Rodentia; Muridae. Bases 121 to 930 code for a protein of 269 amino acids. The record is from RefSeq and is a predicted model, not a curated record. The transcript is spliced from 7 exons.
AAAUCGAUUGGAUGCUCUCAGGGGGUCUGCUGUGGGGACAGCCCAGUGAAUGAUGCUUUGCACUCUGCCUUUGGAGACAGGAAGAGUCUUUCCUCUUUCCCCAAAGGUACAGGAAUCAGGAUGCAGGCCAAAUACAGCAGCACAAGGGAUAUGCUCGAUGAGGAUGACACCACCAUAAGCCUGUAUUCUGGAACCUCCACUGUCACCAGACGUGCAGAGCCCAGGCACUCAGAGAAUGGGACACCCUCUUCAGUUUGGCGCCCGGUGGCCCUGACCCUGCUGACCUUGUGUCUGGUGCUGCUCGUCGGCCUGGCAGCCCUGGGCCUUGUGUUUUUUCAGUUCUACCAGCUCUCCAAUACCCAGCAAGACAGCAUCACUGAAAAGGAUGAAAAGCUGGGGAACAUGUCCCGACAACUACAGUCUCUCCAGACCCAGAACAGAAAACUCACUGAAACUCUGCAGCAGGUAGCUGUAAAACUGUGUCGUGAACUUUACAACAAAAGUGGAGGGCAUAGAUGUAGUCCUUGCCCAGAAAAAUGGAAGUGGCAUGGGGACAAAUGUUAUCAGUUCUACAAAGAAAGUAAAAACUGGCAGAGCUGUGAGUACUUCUGCCUGGCUGACAAUGCCACCAUGCUGAAGAUAAGCACGCAAGAGGAACUGGAUUUUGCCAUGCCCCAGAGCUACUCUGAGUUUUUCUACUCUUAUUGGACAGGGCUCUCCCGCAAUGGCAGUGGCAAAGCCUGGCUGUGGACAGAUGGGACACCUUACUCCUUUGAACUGUUUGAGAUUAUAAUAGAUCCCACCAACCUAAGAAACAGGGACUGUAUGACCAUCUUCAAUGGAAAGGCUUACUCUAAGGACUGCAAGGAGCUGAGGAGGUGUGCCUGUGAGAGGGUGGCAGGGAGAGUGGUACCUGAAGAGCUCCAGUAGGUGACAUGAAGCUUUGGAUGGAAGGUACCAACAGGUCAGCUUCAACCACCAGUAAAAGAACUGUCAAGUGAGGCCAACAUGAAGGAUAUUCAAAGCUUUGGGAAACAAAGAGACAGAUGCUGGGGCUGGUAUGGGAGAGGUUCUCCUGGCUCCAGCACACCAUCAUCCAGGCCUGGGCCUUAGUUCUUGCACACAUUUUCCAGACACAAAGAAUAUUACUCAUGAACUACCAACCAGCCCCAGAAAGCCAUAGAGUUGUCCUCCUUGAUGUGCAGAAGACUUUCAGAAGGCUUUCUCCCUUCUCAGGGUCUGUUAUCAGCCUCUGUCCCAUGUCUCCAUUACUCUUGGAAAAGUGAGAAACAUAAGAAAAUAGAAGAGUUAAUACAGAGUCACAAACUGGAUGAGCUUGUGUCCACACAACAAUUGGUGCCUUUAGAGUCGCAACACUUGGAAAGAGAAGGAAGACAUGAGAUGUUCAAGGCUGGCCUCAAAUACAUGGAAGCCAUCCUAGGCUACAUGAGUAUGUCUUCUCAAGUGACAGAAAGAAGGAACAAAAGAACAAGAGAGAGAAAAAAGAAAGGAAGGAUGAAAGAAGAAAUAUGAAGAGCAAAGUGAAAAGAGAGAACAGAAGAAAAAGACAUAGCAUCCCUUAUCCUAACAAGCAAUCCAAGAGAAACUAGCAGAAGUCCUCACCCCUCUGCUGCUCUACACACAGCCAAUUCUUUUAGUGUCCAGUUCACACUUAGCCUUUCCUAGGCUCUCAAAAGUGACUUCACCUACUGUGUCUGUGGCCAGCUUGCCAGAUGAUACAGUUCUCAUCAUGUCAACCACCACUCCAUCAAUUGUGUCUUUCCCCUAAUUAUGUCUCCUAGGAAAGAGACAGUACCAACUUUAAUCUAAGUUAUAAUUAAUAUCCCUGUACUUCCAAAGAGACUGAAGCCUAGAAAACACAAUAACAAAACAAAAAAGAAACAAAAAACAAAAACAAAACCCCAAACAGUCUCAUGCACAGAUGAUAAGUUUGUUUUUUCUUCCAUCAUGUUUAAACAAUGUUUAUACCUUUCAGGUACUGAAUAACUAAUAAUAAUAAGUGCAAAUAAUGUGAAAUGGGUGAGGUUCUAGGGUGGAUUUGUGAUUUGGUAGAGGGGAUCAACAAGGGAAUCCUUUUCACAAUAUGAAAACAAUCACUCCUUAACUACUUGUGCAUUGACAAUUGGUGGGACCAAUAUAAAGAUAUUGUUGCCGGGCGGUGGUGGCGUACGCCUGUAAUCCCAGCACUCUGGGAGGCAGAGGCAAGCGUAUUUCUGAGUUCGAGGCCAGCCUGGUCUACAGAGUGAGUUCCAGGACAGCCAGGGCUAUACAGAGAAACUCUGUCUCAAAAAAACCAAAUCCAAAAAAAAAAAAUAAUAAAGAUAUUGUUUAUGAGAUUACUUGAGUAUAAGAAAGUCUUCAAAGCAUAUUGUCUUCAAGAGGAUGGCUUUAUAAUAUUCCUAAAGUGAAAUAUUUGAGGCAAAAUCACGACAUUGAGGUUGGUGUGUUGACUAACCAAGGUGUGGGAGAGGCAUGAUUUUUAAACAGGCGUGGGAAGAAAAAGAGAAGCUGUGGCAUCUGCACAGCCAGACUCUUGACUAGACAGAGUUUCUCUUGGUGGUGACAUUAAAGCCACAACAGGGUUUUCGUAAAUAGUACCAUGCCAAGUGGUUUCAUUGAUCACAGAUAAACUAACAUUAGGGAGGUUGGUAGUACCAGCUAUAGAUUUCACACUCUAAAUUUUCAGUAAAAAUUGGGAAACAUCUAUAUCACGGUGACAUUACAAUUAAAUUAGCACUUUGUUGUGAAAAACAAUUCUGUAUUUAUUUUUGUAAGACUUGGUUUUAUGACUGGCAUUUAUCUAAACAUUAGUGAGGCUACUUGAGGUUUCUUUUAGAUUUCCUUCAUGUUAGCUCUGGGAGUUCUUCAGUACUGAAUUCUAUGCAGGUUUACUGGGCCAAGCAAACAGACGUGUAUUUGUGGUUUUAAAGCUUGAAGGAUUGAGCUCUUUCUGUUUUGGUUUGUCUAUUGAGCCAAAUGUCAUGUAGCUUACUAAAAAGUGGGAAUAUUUAUAAUUUCCCUAUGAUGUUACUUAAAAUGAAGUGUGAAGUUAGUCUCAUACUGUAGGUUGUAAUAUAAAAUGUGUUGAAAUUAUGAAAAUAUUCUAAAGGGUUUAGUGAUUCUUUAAAUAGAGUGGAGCACAAGUGCAGCAUCUGUAUUCAUUAAAGAGGAAAAGUUGAUGACGGCUGUUACUUCUGUUUGGUUAAAUUGUCUAAUGUAAUAUUUUGAAAUAAGAAACAAAGAUCAAGUCAUCAUUAAGCAAUUAUUAUAUAAACCUACUGCAGAAGGCAACAUGGGUCAGCAAAAGAAAGCCAAUAACGAUUGUACUUACUUGUAAACGAGCACCAUGGCUCUCAUGUAAGUUUUGACUCCUGGUAUUCUGGGCUCCAGGAGGGUGACAUGUGUCUCUCUAGCUACUGUUGAUGGGAAGAGUCUAGCUAUCUAGACGGUGAAGAACAUUCUCAUUUGCAAUCUGAGACCUUAGCAAAGUGACAUUUCAGGUGGAAAAAGAGAAAAAUAGUAUUUGAUAUAUUUUCUUUUCUUGAGAUUAUUCCUUAGUAUUAUCCAUAACCCCCAUUUCUGUAUCCAAACCUCAUAAUAUUGAUAACAUCAAAGGCAAACAUUUCAAAAGAUGAGAAAAGGGGGUAUGGUCCAACAUUGCCUCUAGAAAUACUUAAAAACAUAAGAAGUGUUCAUAACAUGAAUUUGAGAAAAGGUUUUUUGGUAAUAAAAGAUGGAAGCUACAUGAACUGGCUUUCUUAGGAUGAGAGAGGAUGCGAAGACGUUUUUAUAGUCUCUGCUGUGUAGGUAAUUGUGAAGAAACUGCAGGAAGAGUCAAACAGAGAGCAUGGCCUUUCCCAUAGAAUGAGCUCCCUCGGGUACACAAUGAGCUAUUUCUUUUCCUGAGGAUAUUGAGCACUCUCAGGACUUAUCAGCAGGAAACAGGUCAGGAGCCUGGUGACAGCAGGAAGUUUGAGAAGGGUAAUGGGCAGCUUUUACGUGGGGAAUACAAACAGAUUACAAACUUGGUACAAUUGUUGGGUGGUUGUCCUGGGGCCAGCCUUAAUGUUUGGAAGUCAAGCGCAGUUUUUGAAAAAUACAAAAAAAUAUAAAACAAAAUAAAAAUGCCAUGUGACUUAAGACAGACAAAAUCUACUCUGAAUAGAUCCUUAGAGUCUAACACAAAGCUUAUUAUUUCUAUCAGUAUUAUUAUUUCAGUGUUUUAUUGCUGCAUUUAGGGUGCAGUACUAUUAGUUGUCCUUCGAAGAGAAAUGAUUAUUUUUCUUUUUUUAAAAAGUUCACUCAUUGAGAUGGAUUAAAAGCACCUAAUUCAUCACUGGUAGGAUUGGAGAAUUAAACUGGUCCUCUCGUGGCUAAUUACUGGACAGGUGUCCUGGAUCACGGGCAGCCUGCAGUAAGACCUCUCCCAGCUGCUCCAUCUGGGUGACUGCAGCGUGGCUGCCUGGGAUGUUGCAGGCAGCUGUGCUAGCUGCACUGUCCACAAAUCUCUGAGUUGUAAAUACAGCACUGUGUAUAUAUACAGGGUGAACAACAUCAGCCGCAGGGUGUUUGCAUUCGGUUUCCUUGUACUUUUUUUCUUCCGGAAGAAUUGUCAAUGCUUCCCAUCCUAUCUCUAAACAUAGCCAGAUGACAAGCCUUUGAAGAAGCUCAAAGACAAACAGUCUUCACCGUUAAAAAUCAUCAUUGUUCCUCUGUUUCCCAGAUUAGUAUAUUUAGCUUCGAGCUGCCAGCUGUGAUAACCAAACAGUGGUCUCUGGGAUCUUUACUCUCCCAGGAUCAGCAGAAAACUAGAGAAAUGACUUUUCCCUUGUGUGUGUGUGUGUGUGUGUGUGUGGUGUUGCUUCUAUCUUUUAAACACUGCAUCAAGGUAAAUAAACAAAAACAAGACAAAGACACGAUCAUCUCAUUGCUACAGUACCAUAGCCACUAAACAAUGACUUUCAAGUCAAGGGAAGCUUAGUUUCCUUUAAAUAAUUUCUGCUGCUUCAGUUAAUUAGGUUUUAUUAUUAUUAUUGCUAUUAUCAUCAUCCUCUUUAUCAUCAUUAUUUAUUUAACUUAUGCCUUUUUAAUGUGAAGGAAGGGAAGGAUGAAAUAUUGUACCUCUCAGCUUCUUUCUCUCAGAAUAAAAGAUUAAAUACAAUCAUAUUUAAUUUAUCAAAUAUUUAUUAAAAGUGUGCUACGUAGUAUGACUUAAAGAUGACACAUGAUAAGUAGGAAACAUGAUAACCAUAAUUUGCAAAUUUUUCUUCUGGUAGAUGGCAUACAUUUUCAUUUAUCCAUUCCUAUGUAAAAUAUCAUUUUCUAUUGUUUGCAUGUAGCAUUUGGAUGACAUUCUUAAGCAGUAUUUUGAAGUGUAUCAUAUUACAGUUUUAUAGCAGGGAAGUUGAGACACAGAGACAGGCAGUUCUAAGUGCUAGGUUGUUCAUCUUGUCAGCGUAGACUGAACCAUUUGAUCCGUGAGCAACAGGAUAGAAGGCCCCACCUACAAAACAGGACAUGCAGAUGUCUCCACUAGUCCUUCUCCUAUGUAAAAUUCUAAGAGUUCCUUUCCCAGCAGAACUCUGCAGUCUGAAAAGUGCAGUCCAAGACGAUAGAGAGAAGAGGACCUGGUUGCUUCUGAGACAGAUCAGAGGUACUCAAUGACUCUACAGCUUUGGGGCAAAAGUCAAACACUGUUAAAUGUUCAUUUUUAUUAAGUACUGUUAAGUGCUAUUAGAAUUGUAAUAUACUGGGGUUUUACGAAGUAUUUAUUGUAAACACACUUUUUAUUGUCUGUGAAUGAAUGAUUAAAGCUAGCAGCCUCCUUCCUAACUGGCCAGACUGCUCUCACGGCAGCCCAGCAGUUUGGGAACUUUACUCUGAAGCCCUUCUCCCUGCUGAAGACUAUAACCACCCCAGGGCUGUAGACAGGAUCCAGUUGUCACUAUGGAAAGAGCAGCACUCUAAGCA